AUGAGGGCUAAAGCCUCAGACAUGCACAGCAAGGACUGCGUCAAAGUGGCCGUCAGAGUGCGGCCAUUUAACAAGAGAGAGAGGGAUGCAGGCAGUCAUUGUAUCAUCUCCAUGGUGUCUAGCUCCAUCAUCAUCCAGGACCCACGAGACUCUCAGAACCGCCGCUCGUUUUGUUUCGAUUACGCUUACUGGUCCCACAGUGGCUUCACACGAGACCAGAGUGGCCUCUGUGUGCCUGAAGAACCCGGAGGACGAUACGCUGACCAGGACAGCGUUUUCCAGGACCUUGGAGAGGGGAUCCUGGAGAAUGCACUUCAGGGUUACAAUGCCACUCUGCUGGCCUACGGGCAGACCGGCUCAGGGAAGAGUUAUUCCAUGGUGGGCUACGGGCCCAACAAAGGCUUGGUUCCUAAACUCUGUGAGCGUCUGUUUCAAGCCAUCAGAGAGAACCAAGACACAAGACAGAGUCAGGUCUUUUUCAGUAUGUUGGAAAUCUACAAUGAACAGGUGCUAGACCUGUUGUCUCGAGGGUCUCGUACCCCGGCAGGUCUCAGAGUCAGAGAGGAACAGCAAAGAGGUUUCUACGUGGAGGGUCUCCGAACAGUCCCAUGUGACAGUGCACCACAGGUGGAGCAGCUGAUGGAGCAGGGGACCAGGACUCGGACCACGGCUGCCACUCACAUGAACGCAAACAGCAGCCGCUCACACAUGCUCAUUAUCCUCCAGCUAAAACAGAUCUUCUCCAAAGAGAGCAUCACGAAGCAGUCCAACAUCAACCUGGUGGACUUGGCCGGCAGUGAGCGUCAGAGAUCCUCAGGAUCAGAGGCCGACAGACUCAAAGAGGGCACGGCCAUCAACCUGAGCCUCACCACACUUGGCAACGUCAUCAGCUCCCUUGCUGAUGUGGCAGUGGGCAAGAAGGUGGUCCACAUACCCUACAGAGACUCAGUCCUCACCAAGCUGCUGCAGUCUGCGUUGGGAGGAAACAGCCGUACUAUCAUGAUUGCCACUCUGAGCCCUGCUGAUAUCUGCUAUGAGGAGUCACUCUCCACCCUGCGCUAUGCUGAGAGGGCAAAGCGUAUCCAGAACCGAGCUGUGGUUAAUGAGAGCCCCACAGAGCGUCUGGUUAAAGAACUGAAGGCUGAGAAUGCUCGGCUGCUACAGCGCCUGAGUAGGCUGGGUCAGGAGGGACGCAGAGCUAACGACGAGACGAAGGAGCUCCGUCAGCUGUUGACUCACAACGAGCUCCAAAUCAGAGCUAUUCAGACUCUGUGGGAACAACACCUGCAGGAGGCGCUGAAGGAUUGGGAGCAACAGUAUGCUAACAUCACACAGGAGAGGAGGAUGAUGCAGAUGCAUCCCUACAUCCUGAAUAUCAACGAGGACGCUCAGCUCUCAGGGGUUGUGAAGUUGUUUAUUCAGGAGGGUGAAUGGGACAUUGGUUUGUGUGACUCCAGCCCAAGAUCCAUCUCUAUCAAGGGUUUAGGCAUUCAGGAGCGUCACGCUGGGUUCAGGAAUGAACAGCGUCGGGUAACACUGACUCCGCUGGCAGGGUCAAAGGUCAUUGUUAAUGGCUGUGUGAUGUCUCAGACAACUGAGCUUCAGCAUCUGGACCGUCUCAUCCUCGGCUCCAACUGCACUUACCUGUUUAUUGGUUAUCCCUCUGAGAGGGGCGGAGACGACUGGAGUCGCUACGACUACGACUACUUCCAGUCAGAGCUGGCUGCUGCUGAGGGCAUCCACUUAGGUGAGUCGAGUGUGGGGUCUGUUCAGGCUGACCCCAGUCUGCUUGCUGUCUUUUACGACUACAUCAAACUGAUGCCCAUGGUGGUUGAGGCCAACCAGAUGAGCCAGGAGCUGAACAAGGGGGUUGAGUUUAAGUUGGAGAUCAAAAAUCUGGCACUGUCAGACUCCAAAGGCCAUGAUCUGGAGAAGGAGAUUGUGAUCAGAGUCACUACGAUGGGAAGAAAACAGGUGUGGAUUUGGUCCAAGACUAAGUUUGUGAACCGUAAAUUUCUGAUGGAGGAAGUCUACCAGCAGCAUCAGGCUGAGAAGAGCGGAGAAAAUAGAGUGGAGGGGCUGUCCACAGUUGCUCUACCCAGAGAUAAAGACCCCUUCUGGGAUCCUGUGGAGCCUCUGCUUCUGGGAACAGCUCACCUCUGGCUUCAGUCUUUGGCCUUUCGAAUCCCUUUGGAGGAGCAGCUUGAGGUGCUGGGGUCAGAGGGCACAGAGGAGGCCAUUCUACAAGCACAGCUGGUCCCGUGCACCUCCACAGGACUCCCUCUCGGUGAGGAUGACAUCCUGAUCGAUCCAUCUGAGCUUCUGGGUCGACGGCUUGACUUCCAGCUGGUCCUGGAUCAGUGCUGCGGCCUCCGCUGGAUCAGAGAGGCUCGCAAUAGGGGGGUCCAGAUUGGGUUCAGGUUGUUUGACUGCAGCCAGCCUCUCUACACUCCGGCUGUGUGGCACAACGUGAACCCUCUGCUGGAACACAGAGUUCACUUCUCCUCCCUGCACACCUCCCAACGUCUGCUGGACUACCUGCAGAGCAGCGCAUUGGUGCUAGAGCUCUGGGGCCUUCAAGAGGGCUGCACUGACCUGAAAUCAGCUCUGGAGGGAGUGAGGAUGACUACAGAGGGAGUCUUAAUCAUCGAGGAGGAAGGCAAGGCAGACACAGCACCUUUAGAUUCAGCAGAGCUCAGCUGUUCAGUGAGAGCUCUGCAGCAGGACCUGGAGGAACUGAAGUGUGUGAACACUUCACUGAGAAAGGAAAAUGAAAGUCUGAGAGAACAGCUCAACACAGUCAGGAAUGGCGGAGAGAGUGUGCGUGGUCGCUUGUUGCGUCCCAGCUGUGAUGCAGAGUUUGCCCGAGCUCUGAAGGUUUUCUACCACAGCAUGACCUCAGUGAGAGGCCAGCUGCAGCGUCUGCGCAGACACAGGCCCAGCGAGGAGUCUGACCUGCUGGGGCUCAGGCUGUUUGUGGAUGAGCACGGUCGGAUGUUGAGGGAUUUCUCAGAGCAGCUGGAGCAGAGCGUCUCCACACUCAAACAAGACGUCGCCGCUAUCGUCCGCCGUAAACGAGAGCGAUCGGGAAUCUGGUCUUGACGAAGUUACCAACAAUCAAUAAUUCAACGAGAGGAAAAAGUCUCCUGUUAUGCUUUGAUUUAUGACAAAAUCCUACCCUGAGGAAACGUAUUCAUGGGGGAAAAGAAGCAGAAGAGAUACAUUAAACUUACUUUUGUUAUAAUUUUAAGUUUGGAGAAAAUAUUUGUAACAUUAUUUAUCAAUGGGCAGCUUCUUAUAGUGUACUACAGCUUAACAAAAAGAAUACAGUCUUUUUUUCCAUCAAAUUGGAUCUGUGCACAAUUAAAGGAGAACUUUUCAAAGUUGUUA
Messenger RNA from Notolabrus celidotus (New Zealand spotty), 3390 nucleotides. It is a transcript of the gene kif28, whose product is annotated as kinesin family member 28. Gene Ontology annotation, molecular function: ATP hydrolysis activity; ATP binding; microtubule motor activity. Gene Ontology annotation, biological process: cytoskeleton-dependent intracellular transport; microtubule-based movement. NCBI's taxonomy places the organism in Eukaryota, Metazoa, Chordata, Actinopteri, Labriformes, Labridae. The transcript is spliced from 27 exons. Gene Ontology annotation, cellular component: kinesin complex; microtubule. The record is from RefSeq and is a predicted model, not a curated record. Bases 1 to 3102 code for a protein of 1033 amino acids.